GGACGCUUUGCUUUCAUAAUGCUAUUUAACAGUAUAAAUAAGAGAGUGAGCUACAGGGUAGUCCCUGUGAAGACAGCAGGAUCCUUGGAAGCUGCUGAUUUUAAUACAAGAUGAACAUCCCAUUCUACAUAAGUUUGCUACUGGCUGGGCUUCAUGCUGUGGCCCACGGUGAGCUCCCACCCGACCACCACAACGGACAUGAUCCAAAUGAAGCUAAAUACCACAUGCAUCACAGAGGUGAGGCGAUCGCUUGCCUCAAACUAGUGCCAAACAAUGCUGACUUCGCCUUUCAAUUUUUUAAAGAGGUUACACUGGAGGCACCUAAUAAGAACAUUUUCUUCUCUCCUGUAAGCAUCUCCACUGCAUUUGCGAUGCUGGCCCUAGGGGCUAGAUCAGCCACUCAGACUCAGAUCCUGGAAGGACUCGCCUUCAACCUUACAGAGAUUCAGGAGAAAGAGAUACAUGAAGGCUUCCACAACCUCAUCCACAUGCUGACCCAUCCCGAGAAUGGGGUCCAGCUCAACAUGGGGAAUGCCAUCUUUCUCACAGAGAAGCUGAAACCUCUAAAAAAGUUUUUAGAUGAUGCCAAAGCUCUGUAUCAGAUGGAGGCUUUUACCACUGACUUUAACAAUCCCACGGAGGCUCAGAAGCAGAUCAAUGAUUAUAUAGAAAGGAAAACCCAUGGGAAAAUUACUCAUUUGGUCAAGGACAUGGAUCCACAGACUGUAAUGCUUCUGGCUAGCUUUGUUUUCUUUAAAGGCAACUGGGAAAAGCCUUUUAAACCAGAGCACACCGAAGAAAGGGAGUUCUUUGUGGAUGCUGAAACUACUGUGAAAGUCCCUAUGAUGCACCAGACGGGCAGAUUCGACUUCUAUUUUGACAAGGAGCUGUCAUGCACCGUGGUACGGCUUCAUUAUAAUGGGAGUGCUACUGCAUUUCUGGUUCUGCCAGCAAAAGGGAAAAUGAAGCAGUUAGAGCAAACUCUGGUCAAGGAAGUCAUUCAGGAAUGGUCAGACCAUCUCUUCCAGAGACUGUUGAGGCUCUACUUUCCCAAAUUUUCUAUUUCUGGGAGCUACGAAAUAAGGAACACCCUUAGUAAGAUGGGAAUUGUGGAUGUGUUCACUGACCAGGCAGAUCUCUCUGGCAUCACUGGAGCCCCAGAGCUGAAGGUUUCUAAAGUUUUUCAUAAGGCUGCUCUGGAUGUUGAUGAAAGGGGUACCGAGGCAGCAGCAGCAACUGCUGCUGAAAUAGUGACAUUUUCUCUUCCUCCAACCAUUGAGUUCAACCAUCCCUUCCUCAUGCUGAUUUUCGAUAGAGAUACAAACAGUACGCUCUUCAUAGGAAAAAUAGUUAACCCGACUAUCGCUAGCUGAAGUGACAUAUGAAUUCUGCUUGCUAUUACUGAUUAAAGAAGAUGUGAAACUGCAUGCCGUGAUUUAUUUCCAUUUGUACCAGCUUAGUAUAUGGUUCUUUUUUAGCAAGAGUUUUCAUUCUAUGCAAUUAUAAAAAAACUAUUGGUAUUGACCGUGACACUUGCUUAAGAGGAAGCAAGGAAAAUGUUUUAAAUUCAGCUAGCAAAGAAUGUCUUUUUUACUUGACUGAAAGCCAAGGGAAGACCUACGAUUUGGCAGCAUUCAGAGAGGCGCAUUUGUAAUUCAAUGGAAGACUCCUGCUUAAUAUGUAGUUGUCAACCAGAAGAGCAGAUAAAAUGAUUAACAGUCUUGCAAACAAAGCAGAAGUGGUCGUAACUUACCAUAAGUAAGUAAACAAGAGAUGGGAAGAGUUGGAUCAACAAUGCAGGGUCAAGGGAAACUGAAGCUUCUAAUGGAGAUAGCACUGGGAAUGUGAAAAGCUGUCUUCAACAGGGAAAGAAAUCUGCUUUCUUCAGCAGAAACCUUUUAUCAUUUUUAGUACUAAUCUAGUGGCAAAUCUUCCUGAGUUUCUUGCAGCUCAAAACAGAGCAGGAGGAUCAAAUCUGCUCUUGAACCUGAAGACUUUCAACCACAUAUUGCCAAUUCAACAGACUUAGAUAGCCCGCGUGAGUAGCUGACUUCUCACACGUGUAUCCACCAGUGGUCAGAAGGAGGAUGUAGCUGGAUGGGCAGGUGAGGUAUUUAGAUGGCAAUUACACAAGCAUACUGCUAGCUGAGAUUUGUGAAAAAUGUAUAAUGAGGGUCUAGAAAAUUGUAGAUAUUUCAAGUGCUGUCAUUUUACAGCCAAAAAAGUAAGGGGGGAGCACCCAAUAAGCAGAUCUGCUGACCCAGCGGGUGGUGGCAGGCACCCAGGUAGGACAUAGGGCAGCUUGAGGGCUGGCUGGUAACCACUUUCAACAUACUUGCCUUGGCAACAGGUACCAGAAAGAGCACAGUUGCCCCUUUCUUUCCCACAGUUGUGUUUUUUUGGAAGGAGAUGAAAUGGUCUCACGGCAUCAGGAAUCACAUUGGGAGCAGUCAAAUGGCUUGGGAAGCUAACACAGCCUCAGCAAGGUCUUCCGUGUCUUCUGUGAAACUAACAGCAAACAUGAUUUUAUCAGUCUGGCACAAAGCACGGUCUCCCCUUUCACAGUCCAAAGGAAAGCCCCCUUUCUGCUCUGUGUUCCUAGUA
Molecule: messenger RNA, 2604 nt
Organism: Chroicocephalus ridibundus (black-headed gull)
Lineage: Eukaryota; Metazoa; Chordata; Aves; Charadriiformes; Laridae
Product: alpha-1-antiproteinase 2-like
Exons: 5
Coding region: 111-1373 (420 amino acids)
Biological process (GO): negative regulation of endopeptidase activity
Molecular function (GO): serine-type endopeptidase inhibitor activity
Source: RefSeq, a predicted model, not a curated record